UCCUUCCUCUCUCGUUUCCAGCUUGGUCCCCGCAUGUGUCGGCUGUUAGUUUACAGGUCAGUGAGGAGCUUUAAAUACCUUCUUCUCCGCACUGUUUUCUCCCGACUCGAAAGGAAGAGAUGAAAGAAGCAAUUAUGAACCAAGAAAAACUUGCUAAAUUACAGGCACAAGUCCGCAUCGGCGGAAAGGGUAGUGCCCGCAGAAAGAAGAAGGUUGUACACAGAACAGCAACUGCAGAUGACAAGAAGCUCCAGUUCUCCUUAAAGAAACUCGGUGUCAACAACAUCUCUGGUAUAGAAGAGGUCAACAUGUUUACAAAUCAAGGAACAGUCAUCCACUUCAACAACCCUAAAGUGCAGGCCUCCCUCGCUGCCAACACCUUCACCAUCACAGGCCACGCUGAGACCAAGCAGCUCACCGAGAUGCUGCCCGGCAUCCUGAACCAGCUGGGAGCCGACAGCCUGACGAGCCUCAGGAGACUCGCUGAGGCCCUGCCCAAACAAGCUGCCGAUGGAAAAGCGCCGAUUGCAGCAGUAGAAGAAGAAGACGACGAUGUUCCAGAUCUGGUGGAGAAUUUUGAUGAAGCAUCCAAGGAUGAAGCUAACUAGAGGACAUGGGACACACCGGAAUGCCAAAACUUGUCAGGACCAUGUGGGGGGGGACUAGUUUAAUGUGUUUGAGAGGUGGAAACUUAGUAAUUAAAGUACUUGAGAAGAUGGAUAGUCACCCUUUGGCUGUGAGCAACACUAAUAUGUGCAACACCUGAAUAUAUUAGUAACAGGAGUAAUUUUCUAGACAAGUAUUCAAAAGUAUUAAAAAAUCAGGGUAGGUAUUGAAGCGUAAGGUAUUUUAGUACUCGUUCCACCUCUUCCUUGUUUUUUGCCUCCAGACUCUCCAGUGUUUGUUGUGCCCUGUGUGUCCAGUUGUGAGAGAUUCUGUGAAGAUGGUGUUUAAAGCUCCUGCUGUACAUGUGUUUCCUCCAUGAUACUGAACCUUCAUUCUGUGUGGCCUCACUAAAUCCACCAUAUCUGGAAUAAACCUUUGCUACUGUCAGAACAUA
Messenger RNA from Monopterus albus (swamp eel), 1060 nucleotides. It is a transcript of the gene btf3, whose product is annotated as basic transcription factor 3. Lineage: Eukaryota; Metazoa; Chordata; Actinopteri; Synbranchiformes; Synbranchidae. The transcript has 6 exons. The record is from RefSeq and is a predicted model, not a curated record. Bases 120 to 608 code for a protein of 162 amino acids.